Malaya genurostris is the source of this 1916-nucleotide messenger RNA. RefSeq names its product putative odorant receptor 71a. The transcript is spliced from 3 exons. Gene Ontology annotation, biological process: detection of chemical stimulus involved in sensory perception of smell; sensory perception of smell. Gene Ontology annotation, cellular component: plasma membrane. Bases 107 to 1309 code for a protein of 400 amino acids. The record is from RefSeq and is a predicted model, not a curated record. NCBI's taxonomy places the organism in Eukaryota, Metazoa, Arthropoda, Insecta, Diptera, Culicidae. Gene Ontology annotation, molecular function: olfactory receptor activity; odorant binding.
AACAGCUGCUACAAAUCAAUUAUUUAUCUUUCUUCAAAGCAUACCGAUAAUAAUUCGUUGUGUUAAUUAUUCAGCCCAUUGACUUUUCAAGGUAAUAAUUUACUGAAUGUCAGAAAUCGCAACCAUUUCGAUUGGUAGAGCCGAUAGAGCAAGUAUGGCAUCGAAAGGAUCCUCGAAGGAAUUGGACAAAUCAUUCAACAUAGCUCGGAAGACUGCGUACCUGGUGGGAAUAAAUCAGUUUAUUCCGGAACGUGAAGUGAACAUCCGAUUCGUGGGUUCUGUCAUGUUGAUGACGUCCGUGUACCUUAUGAGCUUUUACACCUUGUGGGUAAAGCGAUCCGAUUGGCAAGGGAUUGCAGAAGUGUUGUUGGUUCUGUUGCUAGUAGUGCAAGGUACCAACAAAAUUUGGGUCGGAUUUGUACAUAAAUCGCGGUACUGUCAGUUGUUCAAAGACACAGCCGAAAUCUAUGCUCACUUCGAUGCGGAUGAGCGAAAUCGACCAAUUCUGAAGCGGACCGUCGACAUGUUGGCUUUUUCGCUCAGAGCAAUGGUCAUCCUGUACAUUACAGCGGGUGUUAUGAUGGUGUUAUUCGUCGUAUUGGUGACGCUGAUAACCGGUGAAAAAUUUUUCUGUUUCACACUGUUCAUACCGUUCGUCGAUCACACCACGACUGUAGGAUACAUGAUUACAAGUGGCAUACAUAUGAUCUUAGUAGUAUUAUGGUUAAAUGGCUAUCUCGCUUCGGAUACGAACUUCAUGGCCAAUGUGAUGCCCAUCAUAGGAUACUCAAAUUCAUUUCGAAAUGAGAUCACCAAUUUCAACAUUUUUUUGAAAUACCAAAUAAAGGACGAAAAGCAGAUUGCCGAGAAAUUGGUUCAUAUUUGUCAGCUUCAUCAAAUGAUCGUCAAGUACGAAAUCAAUGCAAUAGAACACUUCAAAAGUGGUAACGUCAUCCAGAUUGGAUUUCAAGCAUGCACUAUACUGGCUACGGUUUUCAUGGGUUAUAUCUAUCAGUACUUGCAAGGGAUAGCCAUGAUGGUUGCCGUUUUAUUCGAGCUAACACAAUUCUGUGCCCUCGGUACAAUAAUAACAGCGAAGAAUGAGCAAAUGUGCAGAGAUAUAUAUGACAUCGACUGGCACUUGCUGAAGAAACCACAGCAACAUAUUGUGGCUUUUAUGUUGCAUCAAUCUCAAAUACCCAAGGAUCUCACCGCCGGUGGAUUCGCCCCAUUAAAUAUGACCACGUACGUACAGGUUCUCAAAACCAUCUAUACGUUUUUCACAAUGCUUAUCACAGUACUGGAAUAAAUAAUAGUGUGGAUUUUUAUGCAGCCCGAAAGCUGACCCAGAGUCACCCAAACAACGUUUGAUAUGUUUGUUUUAGCAACCUGAGGUCGCUCUAGAUCGGACUGCAACCGCGUAGUUUCGCACUGAAAAUUUUCUCGGGUCGCACCAGCCGAGCUUGUUUAUUUUUUAUUUUUUUCAUGAGUUGUUGUUUAGGGCGCGUACCACGUGUUCGUUUUACUCGGAGCCAGAGUAGCCCGCGUCUAGAUUCAAAAACGAAAACGGUAUUAGAUUUCCACCAAUGAUCUGCAAUACAAGUAGUCGCUUCUUCACUUCCCACAAAUUACUAUUCAAAGUGAAAGUUUUUAAAAAUCACCUACCUUCGAACAGAACAUCACACAAUAAAAGGCUUGCACGAAUCAACUAAACUACAUUUUUAUAUCUCAAUUCGAAAAUCCAAACAAUUUUUAGUAAAGAUUUUAUGACCGAAACUGAGAAUGUUCGCAGAUUCAGUAUAUCCACUAAAUUUAGUUUAUCGAAAUUGGAAAGUACCUUCUAUAGUUUUAUUAGGUUUAAAAUAGUUUAGAGAUUGUUUCUAAAGUUUAUACUCCGAAUUCAUUUCCGAACUCAU